Molecule: messenger RNA, 1599 nt
Organism: Trichoderma virens Gv29-8
Lineage: Eukaryota; Fungi; Ascomycota; Sordariomycetes; Hypocreales; Hypocreaceae
Exons: 3
Coding region: 1-1599 (532 amino acids)
Biological process (GO): transmembrane transport; carbohydrate transport
Cellular component (GO): membrane
Molecular function (GO): carbohydrate:proton symporter activity
Source: RefSeq, a predicted model, not a curated record
AUGGCCCCUUCAUCUGCGGACCUACCGCACCAGGCUGAGCAGUCAAUUCAUCCCGCAAACAGCAAGGAGCCCGAUGUCUUCCAUGAUGCCAAAGCAGCAACUGAGGCGGAGCAUAUGACAACUCCGCUCCAAGGCUUCAAGAAAUACCCGAAGGCUGUUGCUUGGUCCAUUUUGGUCACAAUGGCCGUUGUCAUGGAUGGCUACGAUGAAUCGUUGAUCAAGAGUCUUUUCGCCCAAAAAGCAUUCCGAAGGCGAUUUGGCGAGCCGACACCCGGUGGUGGCUACCAAUUGACCCCUGCAUGGCAAUCUGGCACGGCCAAUGCAAGUGUCAUUGGUAUCAUGAUUGGCAUGUGUUUCAAUGGCUACGUUCGGGAAAGAUUUGGAAUGAGAAAGACCAUGUUGACUGCUUGCUUUGUUCUCACUGGCCUCAUAUUCAUAUUGGUCUUCGCGCAGUCGGUGGCAAUGCUUCUUGUCGGUGAACUGCUGUGCGGUAUCUGCUGGGGAAUUUUCCAUGCAACGGCCCCGAUUUAUGCCUCUGAGGUUUGUCCAACCGUGCUGCGAGGAUAUCUCACAACCUUCAUCAACUUGGGCGCUGUAUUUGGCCACCUUAUCGCAGCUAUCGUAUUGAAAGCGACGCAGACAAUGACAGGCAGAUGGGCUUAUGAUCUGCCAUUCUCUUUGCAGUGGGUUUGGCCUGUGAUACUUGUUGUCGGCCUGAUAUUUUGUCCUGAGUCACCAUGGUGGCUGGUUCGAACAGGUCGUCUCGAGGAAGCGGAGAAAACCCUGAAACGUCUUACAAGCGGGGAAGGAACUCAUGAGGCCGUCGCUCUGAUGGUUCGAACGACCGAAGAGGAGAAGCUACUCGGUGGUUCCUCUUAUUGGGACUGUUUCAAAGGGUCAAAUCUUCGACGUACUGAAAUUGCAUUCGCUGUCUGGAGCAUUCAAGCAUUUUCGGGCUUGCCUAUGUCAGCUUACAACACCUACUUCUUCGAACAAGCAGGUCUGUCGGAUUCCAGUGCCUUCAGUAUGAGUAUUGGCAACUCCUGCAUGGGAAUAGCUGGAACAAUAUUGUCCUGGUUCCUCCUGACUUGGUUCGGUCGCCGUACCAUCUUUAUUGGUGGUCUCGUAACCAUGUGUUUCAUCCUUUUCAUCAUUGGCUUUGUGUCACUAGCGCCCUCGUCCAACGAUAGUGCGGCAUGGGCGCAAGCUGUGAUGUUGCUGAUUUGGGUCUUCACCUACGACUUAACCGUCGGCCCGGUUGCUUGGUGCGUUGCCAGUGAGGUCUCAGCAACACAAACACGUGCAAAGACAAUUGCCGUUGGUCGCACGGGCUCUUAUAUCAUCAACAUCAUCUUCAACGUUGCUACACCCUACAUGCUGAAUCCCACGGCAGCUAAUUGGAAGGGUAAGACAGGCUUCUUCUUCGGCGGGACAUGUGCUCUUUCUCUUGUUUGGACUUUCUUCCGUCUCCCAGAGUUCAAAGGCAGAACAUAUGAGGAGCUUAACAUUCUCUUCUGGAAGAAAGUGCCGGCUAGAAAGUUCAAGAGUACAAGCGUCGAUGCUUAUAGCGAGGAGUCCAACAAUGCUCCAGCUGUUUAA